Molecule: messenger RNA, 1003 nt
Organism: Silurus meridionalis
Lineage: Eukaryota; Metazoa; Chordata; Actinopteri; Siluriformes; Siluridae
Exons: 7
Coding region: 155-868 (237 amino acids)
Biological process (GO): autophagosome assembly; negative stranded viral RNA replication
Cellular component (GO): autophagosome membrane
Source: RefSeq, a predicted model, not a curated record
UAGGACAAACGUCCGCUUAAACGGAAACGCGAAUUCUCGGCUGUGUUUCAUCAAGUCUAAAGGAGUUCUGAGCCAUGCGCGCUGAUUCACAUCUGUAGCUGGAGUUUUGUACGAAAGAGCAAGAAAACACACAGCGACAGUAGGAAGCCGGAUUAUGGAGGUAUGGAAAAGUCACGUGAGAGCAGCUCUGAUCCACAGAGACUGCCUACAGAAAGAUCCCUUCUCUGGACUUUUCACUAAAGUGUCCAGUUUAGAAGAAAUGUUAAGCUUGCACAUGGGUGUAUGGGAGGAUUUGAAAAGAGACAGAAUCCAGAGUCCAAACACAAAUGGAGUAUUACAGUGCUCAAAUGAGGAUACAAACCCACCGAAACUCUAUGUGCAGCUCAAAGAGGAACAGCAACUCAGACAAAAGCUUACCCAGAAAGUGUUAGACCUGACCAGUGACCUUUACUUGAAGGAAGCAGAUCUGCAGUACUGUCAUUCACAAGUCAGCCGCUACCGCAACGAAGCCGUGCUCUUGGCCAGAGGAGCGUGUUGUCUCAAAAACGAUCUUUGUGAGUAUGAAUAUAAAUUGGAGUGCCAGUCAAAGGAGUUGGCUGCAUUGAAAUUGGAGCAGAGGACUCUAAGGGAGGAGCUGGCAAUAGCACGUCAAGAGAAAGAGGAGCUACUGGAACGCUGGUUGGAGGAGAAAAAAGAGGAGGCAGAGCGUAUUAAUAAGCACAAUGCAGCACUGGAAAGGUGGAAUAGUUAUGCUGGUCGUCUAAACAGGCGUCUGAAUUCUGGGUCUCGUCGGCAUCCACGGCCAGCUACCAACAACAGAGUUAUUCAAAGAGAUUCAACUGAUCAACCCUCCCCCAAGCAUAACUAACAACUUUACUGAUUUAUAUUUAUUUCAGUUUACUGACAAUUUGCACUUUAUGGAAGCUUAACUGUAUAAAAUAUAUAUGUUCUGUUUUAAAUCUAAAUGUCAAGCCAGUAUGUACAAUAAACCUUUUCAAAUCGU